Messenger RNA from Sparassis crispa, 1848 nucleotides. RefSeq names its product LON peptidase N-terminal domain and RING finger protein. Bases 1 to 1848 code for a protein of 615 amino acids. Lineage: Eukaryota; Fungi; Basidiomycota; Agaricomycetes; Polyporales; Sparassidaceae. The record is from RefSeq and is a predicted model, not a curated record. The transcript has 6 exons.
AUGUCUCGCAUCGCGGACAAGGGAAAGGCCCGUGCGCGAGACGACGACGAGGACAAUCCCGGCCAGCCUUCACGCCGCUCACCGCCCGCACCCGAGCCGGGCCGUUCGCCGUCCCUCCGCCGCCAUCCUCCGUCCCCCGACGCCAUCCUUCCUCUCCUGCACUGUCCCCAAUGCUCUCCCUCGCGUCUCCUCCACGCGCCCCUCACUCUCCGCUGCGGUCACACUCUUUGCUCGCAACACAUUCUGUCUCCCCCCACCUCGUCCCCGUCCCCGUCCAACCCCCUCUCCGCACUCUAUCAAGGCUCAGCCCCCUCAUGUCCACUCCCAACCUGCAACGCGCCCUCCUCCGAGACACCCACCACCACCACCACCACCACCAGUCCCGGCGUACACUUCUCUCCGGCCCCCGUGUCCUCUUCGCGUCCGUCCACACCCGUUUCGCGCGUCGAUGUCUCCGUAAACAAGAUCAUCUCUCUCGUCGUCCGCGCCCACAACAACACAGACCCCGACGCGUCCGCCACCGUCCGCACUUACCCCGCAGACAUCGACGACCAAACCGAUGACAGCGAUGCCGCGGACGACCUCGACGAGCAUCCCUUGCCUUCCACCGACGCUGUUUCCGAUCCCGAUCGACACAGCGGUCUAGGCCCCGCCGCCCCUGCCUCUCGCCAUCCCCGCCCGCAGUCCCCAUCGCGUUCUCGCAAGCGUCGCCGCGGUCCCCGCCCGCGCCACCGCCCUCACGACCACCCGCGCACCCCGUCCUCGGAUCCUGCCGCGCGAUUCGAAAAGGAGCUGCUCACCGAGCUCACCUGCGAGAUCUGCUUUGCGCUGCUCUGGCAGCCCGUUACGACCCCGUGCCAGCACACCUUCUGCUCCCCGUGUCUCGCCCGCGCUCUCGAUCACAACCUCGCCUGCCCCCUCUGCCGCCAGAUCCUCCCCGGGUACGACUACUUCCAGGAGCACCCCUGCAACAAGCUCGUCCUCUCCAUCCUGCUCCGCGCGUUCCCCGAGGCCUACGCCGAGCGCGGCGCCGCCCUCGAGGCCGAGGCCCGCGACUCCCGCCUCGACACCCCGCUCUUCGUCUGCCAGCUCAGCUUCCCGGGCAUGCCCACCAUCCUCCACUUUUUCGAGCCUCGGUACCGCCUGAUGCUCCGCCGGUGCCUCGCCGCGCCGUACCCCGCCUUCGGGAUGGUGCCCCCGCCGCGCGCCUCCGCCGGCGUGGUGGAGUUCGGGACGAUGCUCGAGAUCCGCAACGUGCAGAUGCUGCCCGACGGGCGGAGCGUCGUCGAGACCUGGGGCGUGUGGCGCUUUCGGGUCAUGGAGCGUGGAACCCUCGACGGGUAUGGCGUCGCGCGCGUGGAGCGUGUCGAGGACUGGGAGGAGGACGACGAGGAGGCCGUCCUGGAUGUGCGGCCUGUUGCGAGUGGGGAGGAGGGGUCUGGGACGCCCGGUCCGUCCUCGUCGUCCUCAGUCGCGUCGACGUCCACUUCUCCGUCUCUUUCGGAGCCCCCUGGCUCUGCGUUGACGAGCGUUGGCGCGUCGACGAUCCCGCGCAGUGCGCCGACGAACGUGGAGCUGAUGGCGAUCUGCCACGAGUUUCUUGAGUACCUCCGCGAGGGCACGCCGUGGGUCGUGCAGCACCUCAACACGUCGUACGUCCCCAUGCCGGCGGAUCCCGCUGCGUUCAGUUUUUGGAUUGGGAUGCUCCUCCCCAUCGACGAGCACGAGAAGGCAAAGUUGCUUCCUAUUCGCUCGCCUCGGCUGCGGCUGCGGCUCGUCGUGCACUGGAUCGAGCAGCUGCACAACAACUGGCGCGUGCGCGUCGCGUACUCGUCUUAUUUUGCUUGA